This is a messenger RNA of Saxophila tyrrhenica, 2550 nucleotides long. RefSeq names its product DNA repair helicase RAD25 (gene SSL2). Gene Ontology annotation, molecular function: hydrolase activity; 3'-5' DNA helicase activity; ATP binding. NCBI's taxonomy places the organism in Eukaryota, Fungi, Ascomycota, Dothideomycetes, Mycosphaerellales, Extremaceae. Gene Ontology annotation, cellular component: transcription factor TFIIH holo complex; transcription preinitiation complex; nucleotide-excision repair factor 3 complex. The transcript has a single exon. The record is from RefSeq and is a predicted model, not a curated record. Gene Ontology annotation, biological process: nucleotide-excision repair; transcription initiation at RNA polymerase II promoter. Bases 1 to 2550 code for a protein of 849 amino acids.
AUGGCACCCAAGCGCAAAGCACCGGCGGCCAACGGUCGGCCUUCGAAGCGGGUGGCCUCUGGUGUGAGCACACCAGUAAGCACGAGAACCACGAGCGACGAUGACUACGACGAGGACGAUGAAAUGCCCGAAGACGAUGACCUCCAGACACCGGCCAAGUAUGACAAUACGGUCAAGAAGUUCCAGCCUUCGACAUACGCGCGGACGAAGGACUACCCGUCCGGCGACCCUGCCAGUCAUCUCUUCAAAGCAAAGCAUGACUUCUUCGACGAGCCCCUAAAGGCGGAUCAUCGUCUGAGACCUUUAUGGAUCGAUCCAGAGAACGGCAGAGUAGUGCUCGAGACGUUUUCACCCAGCUUCAAGAGGGCACAGAAUUUCUUGAUCAAUAUUGCAGAGCCUGUGAGCAGGACUACAAACAUGCAUGAAUACACCAUAAGUCCACACAGUCUCUUUGCUGCAGUCUCCGUUGGUCUCACAAAGGAGGAUAUCAUUAAAGAUCUGGAACUCUUCUCGAAGACGAAGGUGCCGGAGAACAUCAAGCAGUUCGUUCAUCAGGUCACGGAGUCGUUUGGAAAGGUGCGGUUGGUUUUGAAACACAACAAGUACUUUGUCGAAAGUAACGAUGCGAAAGUCCUACAAAUGCUACUGCGAGACGAGGUUAUCAGCCAGUGCCGAGUCCAAGAUACGGACGAGCUGAUGACGGAAAAGGCGGCAAAGAAGGGGGCGUUGGUUAUCCCUGGUACAAGGGAAGCUGUCGGCGUUCCCAACCAGGCACAGGCAGAACGGCAACAGCCGCAGAAGCGUGACGAGGCAGACGAGGAGGACUCAGAUGAUGAAUUCGGCGGGCGGGAGGCAGAGAAGGACAUGGCAGAGUUCUUGCGGGAAGAAGACGACGAAGACGAUGAGAUCGACCAAGUACACUCUUUCGAGAUCGACGGCGAGAAGAUCCAGCAGGUACAGGAGCACUGCAACGUCAAGCUCAACUUGCCGCUCACCGAAGAGUAUGACUUUCGCGCGGACGAAGUCAAUGCGAAUCUGGAUAUCGACCUACGGCCGAGCGUGCAGAUCCGAUACUACCAAGAGCAUGCAUUGAGUAAGAUGUUCGGCAACGGACGAGCCAGAAGUGGAAUCAUUGUGCUACCUUGCGGCGCCGGCAAGACUCUCGUCGGUAUCACAGCAGCUUGCACUGUGAGAAAGAGUGCGAUCAUCCUCUGCACGAGCGCCAUGAGCGUGAUGCAGUGGAAGGAGGAGUUCAAAAAAUGGUCCAACAUCAACCCGGAAGACAUUGCUAUCUUCACUAGCGGCGAGAAGCAGAAGCUGAACCACAAGGCUGGUGUUGUUAUCUGUACUUACAGCAUGGUGACGCAGAACACUCGCCGCGCACACGACAGCAAGCAAGUCAUGGAUUUUAUCAUGGGUCGUGAAUGGGGGCUCAUGGUUUUGGACGAAGUGCACGUUGUGCCGGCAGAGAUGUUCCGACGAGUGACAGAACGAAUUAAGACUCAUUCGAAGCUCGGCUUGACGGCCACCCUGUUGCGAGAAGACGACAAGAUCAAAGAUCUGAACUUCUUGAUCGGCCCCAAGCUUUACGAAGCCAACUGGCUGCAGCUCAGCGAAGAAGGCCACAUCGCCCGCGUGCAAUGCGCAGAAGUCUGGUGUCCCAUGACCACCGAGUUCUACUCCGAAUACCUCCAAGCCAAAACCACGAACAAGCGAAGUCUCCUCUCCACCAUGAACCCCCGCAAAUUCCAAGCCUGCCAAUUCCUCAUCGACUUCCACGAGCGCCGUGGCGACAAAGUAAUAGUAUUCUCCGACAAUGUCUACGCUCUCAAACAGUACGCCACCGGCCUCAAGAAACCCUACAUCUACGGCGACACGGGCCAACGCGAACGCGAGCUCGUCCUCCAAAACUUCCAGCAAAACGACGCCGUCUCCACCAUCAUGCUCUCCAAAAUCGGCGACACCUCCCUCGACCUCCCCGAAGCCACCUGCCUCAUCCAAAUCUCCUCCCACUACGGCUCUCGGCGUCAAGAAGCUCAACGCCUCGGCCGCAUCCUCCGCGCCAAGCGCCGCAACGACGAAGGGUUUAACGCAUUCUUCUACUCCCUCGUCAGCAAGGACACAAACGAGAUGUACUACUCCUCGAAACGCCAGGCCUUCCUUGUGGACCAAGGGUACGCGUUCAAAGUCAUCACUCACUUGAACGGCAUCGACCGCAUGCCGAAUCUCGCGUACGCCAACCAACAAGAGCGCAUGACGCUGUUGACGGACGUGUUGUUGCAAAGCGAGACUGCAGGUGGGGUAGAGGACAUUAAGGACGACUUGUUCAGCGAUCGGAACGUAAGGCGGGUGGACCAUAAGGGCAAGAAGAGCGGGGUGAAGCGGCAGGCGGGCACCUUGAGUUCUUUGGCGGGCGGGGAGAAUAUGGCGUAUAUGGAAUAUGCGAAAGGACGGAAUAAGGCUUUGGCUCAGCCGCGGAAUGCAUUUUUCAGAAAGGAGGAAAGGCAGAAGGAGAGGAGGAGUAAGGCGGCGAGGGAGAUGCUUGAGUGA